Messenger RNA from Wickerhamiella sorbophila, 1038 nucleotides. RefSeq names its product Elongation of fatty acids protein 2. Lineage: Eukaryota; Fungi; Ascomycota; Dipodascomycetes; Dipodascales; Trichomonascaceae. The transcript has a single exon. Gene Ontology annotation, cellular component: endoplasmic reticulum membrane. Bases 1 to 1038 code for a protein of 345 amino acids. The record is from RefSeq and is a predicted model, not a curated record. Gene Ontology annotation, molecular function: fatty acid elongase activity. Gene Ontology annotation, biological process: very long-chain fatty acid biosynthetic process; fatty acid elongation, monounsaturated fatty acid; fatty acid elongation, polyunsaturated fatty acid.
AUGGCCGAGGAGAUUAUUGAAAACGUGGAGCACCUCGUCACAGAGAGCCUGCCUUUUACCGGCGGCUCAAGCUGUCUUGAGUACGGCAUGCCUACCCUGGACCGUCCGUUUGGAGUCGCGCUUUGGCCACUUUUCGUCGAGGGCACACGUCGCGUCACCGGCUGGGACCUCAGCAAGUUCGACUACGAAUACAACUCGUGGGCGCCCAUGUCGAAGGUGCACGAAGUUUUGAUUGCAAUCACCAUGUACUACGUUGUUAUUUUUGGUGGCCGCUGGGCGCUGCAAAAUGUGCGACCGAUCAAGUUCGGCUUCAUCUUCAAGCUGCAUAACCUGCUUCUGACGUUCUUCAGUCUGACUUUGCUGAUUCUCAUGAUCGAACAGCUCGUGCCUAUUCUGGUGCGCCACGGCAUCUUUUACGCCAUUUGCAACACCACGGCUUGGACCCAGCCCUUGGUCACCCUCUAUUAUCUCAACUACUUGACCAAGUACUACGAGCUGCUUGAUACGUGCUUUUUGGUGCUCCGCAAGCGUCCUUUGACUUUCUUGCACACCUACCACCACGGCGCCACUGCCUUGCUGUGCUUUAACCAGCUCAACGGCUCCACCUCCAUCUCUUGGGUGCCCAUCUCGCUCAACUUGUUUGUGCACGUUGUCAUGUACUUUUACUACUUCUUGUCGGCAUGCGGCAUCCGUCCUUGGUGGAAGCACUGGGUCACUCGUGUCCAGAUCAUCCAGUUCAUCAUCGAUCUUGCCUUUGUCUACUUUGCCAGCUAUACCCACUUUGUCUACCGCUACUUCCCUAAUUUGCCUAACAAGGGUCGCUGCGCUGGUGAGGAGUCUGCUGCCGUCAACGGCUGCCUGAUUCUUACGUCCUACUUGGUCCUCUUUGUGUCCUUCUACAUCAAGGUCUAUUUGGCCCCCAAGAAGACAAAGAAGGUCUCUUCUGAAUCCGCGGCCGACAAGCCGGCCUCUGCUAAGGCUUCUGGCGCUGCUGCUUCCGACGCCUCCAGACGGUCUACUCGUAGCCGCCGUAUUUAA